This is a messenger RNA of Naegleria lovaniensis, 1509 nucleotides long. RefSeq lists its product as uncharacterized. The record is from RefSeq and is a predicted model, not a curated record. Gene Ontology annotation, molecular function: FAD binding; oxidoreductase activity. Bases 1 to 1509 code for a protein of 502 amino acids. The transcript is spliced from 2 exons. Lineage: Eukaryota; Heterolobosea; Eutetramitea; Acrasida; Naegleriidae.
AUGAUCGACUCAUUCAUGCCUUCGGAAUCCAUUAUUCUUCACUCAAUAGCAACAACAAAUGACAACCAAUGUCAGAGUGGUUGCAACCCUACCAUAGAUGAUGCAAUCUUUCGAGAAUUAAUGACUGAUCCAACAUUAUGUUGUGAUGAAAUUGUUUCCGAUUCAAAUCUUCUUUUACAACACAAGUACGAGGAGUGCAGAAAGAGUUGGAAUCGAGCCAUUGACAAGUAUCCCUCUCUCAUCUUGUAUUGCAACAGCCAAUCUCAAGUUAUUUCAUGUAUUCAAUGGAUUAGGAGGAAGAAUAUCAAUAUACUUCAACAUCCCAUUCGUAUUCGUUCUGGUUCACACAGUUACGAAGGAUUUUCAACUGACAAUAAGGCAAUUGUGAUUGAUGUUUCUCGAAUUAAAAACAUUUCCUUAAAUGAACACCAGUCCACUGUGACCAUUGGUGCCGGAGGUCAGUUUGUAUUUCCUGGAGGUGCCUGUCCCAGUGUAGGAGUGGUUGGAUAUUCAUUGGGAGGAGGUUGGAGUUUUGUUUCGAGAGCCUUUGGUUUAGGAUGUGACAAUAUCAUGGAAUUGGAAAUGAUUGAUUUCAAUGGAAAUAUUCUCCAAGUCAAUGAACAUGAACAUGCAGAUUUGUUUUGGGCUUGUCGUGGAGCAGGAAAUGGAAAUUUUGGCGUCAUUACAUCCAUGACCUUGCGAGUGCAUCGAGUAGUACCUUCACAUCCAAUGGCCUCCUUAAUCAUGCUCAAUUAUUCUCAUUGCUGUCCUGUGAAAAUGGCUUCCAUGGUGAAUUCUUGGCAAGACAUUAUGAAUCAAGCACCUUCGAGAUUUAAUGGAAAAAUUAACAUGUACCAUUGUGGAAAGGAUGGUAUAGGUUUCAAUUUGAUUGCCGUUCUAUUGGGAGAGAAACAAGAAGCUGUGAAUUGUUUACAGGAUUUCUUGAGUAAAUGUCCGGAUGAACCAGGAUGGGACACAGGUGGACAAUCGUCGUGUGUAGCCACUGUGGAGUACAUGCCUAUUCAUGAAGUGUUUAAAGCCAUUGGAGAUAUUCAUCCGGAAUAUGAAACCUUUAAAUCAUCUGGAAGAUUUGCGUCGAGAGAUUUCACACUUGAGGAAAUUCAAAAUUUCAUCAACAUUGUCCAACACAAGCCACAGAGCUCCAUCUAUGCUGCCAUUUCUCUGUAUGGAUUGGGAGGUGUCAUUCAUGAGGUACCAAAAGAACACACUGCAUUUGCGUAUAGGGAUGCCAAAUCAAUAAUUGGAAUUCAAACUCAAUGGAAAGAUUCAAAGCUUCAUGCCAACGAGAAUUCAGAAUGGGUAGUAGAGAUGAUGAAAAACGAAAUAAUUCCUCUCACCUGUGGAUCUUUCAUUAACUUUCCAUUGCUUGAAUUGGAGGAUUACAAGAAAGAAUAUUUUGGUAGUGAUAGAGAGACGUUGCAACGAUUGGAACGAGUCAAGAACAAGUAUGAUCCAUUGAGGGUUUUCACCUUCCCACAAAGUUUGUAG